CUUGAAGCCAUGGCCGUGAGCAGCUGGGACGAAGCGAGCCUGCCAUGGGCCAAGUUCGUCGAGGACUUGCGCGUGACGGGGUCGCAUGGCCCCAUGUUUGCUGGCAUCAUCGUCUUCAAUCCCCAAGGUACCGUGCUCCACGAAGAAGGCUGGUUCAACACGACGGACGCGGCCUCCAAGGCCGCGCUCUUUGCUGCGUCGACCGACGACGCCAUGGCCAUCUCGACGAUCGCCCUGGGCAGCGAUGCGUUCCAAGUCGUGCGAAACGACUUUGGCAACCUCGGCGCUGUUGGCCGCCACCAGCGCACGGGACUCCUCACGCAGCGGAGCCGGAUCGGCGUCGUGGCGACCGUCAUCGCGUGGCCCCACCGCCUGACCACGACAUGGGCGACGAUGGAAGCCUUUGGUCAUCGCCUCCGGUCGGCCUCGUAG
This is a messenger RNA of Saprolegnia parasitica CBS 223.65, 432 nucleotides long. RefSeq lists its product as hypothetical. The coding region runs from base 10 to 432 and encodes 140 amino acids. The transcript has a single exon. The record is from RefSeq and is a predicted model, not a curated record. NCBI's taxonomy places the organism in Eukaryota, Oomycota, Saprolegniomycetes, Saprolegniales, Saprolegniaceae.